This is a messenger RNA of Alternaria rosae, 841 nucleotides long. RefSeq lists its product as uncharacterized. Lineage: Eukaryota; Fungi; Ascomycota; Dothideomycetes; Pleosporales; Pleosporaceae. Bases 104 to 739 code for a protein of 211 amino acids. The transcript is spliced from 2 exons. The record is from RefSeq and is a predicted model, not a curated record.
UUCUGUGUUGACGCCGCCGCUGCACGUUCCAGCUCUUUCCGCCUUUGACGCCGACAACAGCUUCUCCGCUCACCCUCACCACCACUGCGAAUUCGCCGCCACUAUGGUCUACAUCACCUCUGACUUGUUCGGUCCCAAUACACCGCACGAGCGCCAAUACGACACCGCCACCAACUACUGGCAUACCAUGGCCCACGAUCAACACGCCGCCGGCCUGGGCAAGAGAAAGAGAAUGGCAGGCGACGACGGACCGCAACACAUGCCCCGCCAACAUCGCUCAUCACCCAGUCGCGACUCUAACCGCCUCCAUCUCCACAAUACCCCGCCUUUCGAAAGCAACAACAACCUACCCUACGCCCUCUUCCCCUCAAGACCACACGAAUACACAUCAGAACGCCGGCCGGUCAAGCAACUCAAACGCCUCAGUCCGAAAGCGUCUCUCGUCAAGUCAACAUCACAUCUAAUGGACGUCGAUUUGGAUGCCCCGUCGCCCUGCCAAAAUCAAUCACACGCCGUUUCUGACCUGCGAUCUUGUCACGCCUGCAACAAGGCACCCAAGCGACGGAAAGACCUGGAAAACUACCUCGAUUGUAGGAGAUGCGAAGGCCGAACCUGUUUCAUCUGUGCGAGGCAGUGUGUAGGGUGCAGCAAGGCGAUAUGCAAGAAGUGCAUAGUAGAAGUUGGAGAAGAAGGGGACGCAUGGUGUCUGGACUGUUAUUCACGGAACCUCAACUCGUGAGUGGUAGAAGAGAAGGUGUUUUGGUUGUUUUGGUUCAUUCUAGCAAAGCGGGCGUCCUUGUGUUACUACCAGCUGCAUCGAGCGAGACUCUAUCGAGCAUCA